Dendronephthya gigantea is the source of this 939-nucleotide messenger RNA. RefSeq names its product hemicentin-1-like. Gene Ontology annotation, molecular function: cell adhesion molecule binding. NCBI's taxonomy places the organism in Eukaryota, Metazoa, Cnidaria, Anthozoa, Malacalcyonacea, Nephtheidae. Gene Ontology annotation, cellular component: cell-cell junction. The record is from RefSeq and is a predicted model, not a curated record. Gene Ontology annotation, biological process: cell-cell adhesion. The transcript is spliced from 3 exons. Bases 1 to 939 code for a protein of 312 amino acids.
AUGAUAUCACACAAGAUUAUUUAUGGAUAUUUAGGAGAUGUUAAGUCACCAACAAGUGGAAACAAAAUGACUUUGUUACCAGGAUCAACUGGCAAAAUAGUGUGGUCAUUUGAUGAUGAUAUAUCUGUUGUGUUUUCACGAUCUUGGGCUUUCACAAGUACAGACGGUUCCUUCAGUAACACUGCACUUACACGUAUAGCUAAUGAUGGUAACGCUACAAAACUCGUCAGCUUUCCUGUGAUUACAGUAGAAAAACCAGCAACAUUGGUUUUAAAGAACGUUAAUCGCAGUUAUGAUGGAAAAUACAAGUUAACACUCCAGUCAUGUACCGAUACUUCUUCUGAAGUUACCAUCUUCAUCGCAGAGAAGCCAAACGUGACAUUGAAUUGUUCCAGUCCCGUUCCGCUAUUGAAAGGUGAAAACUUCACGUGUCUAUGCAGAGGUGAAGGUGGAAACCCUCCUGCUAAUGUUACCUGGUUUAAAAAUGGAGUCAAAAUUAGUGAUGUUGAGAUAGAGAAACAAACGGUAAAUCUGUUAAAUGUUGGUAGAGCAGAUAAUGGAACUUACAAGUGUGAAGUCACCAGCUACUCUCAUGAAAAUUAUACCGAGGAAAAAUCAAUCGCAGUAACAGUUUAUUUGAAGCCAAGUGUGACAAUAAAUUGCUCCAGUCCAAUCAAUGUAAGAAAAGGCGAUUAUUUUAUAUGUCAAUGUAUGUGUAAUGGUGGCAUUCCUCCAGCAAAUUGUACUUGGUUUAAAAAUGGCGCCCUGAUUGGUGAAAUAAGAAUGGAGGAGAACACGUUAAUCCACCGUAUUGAUAGCGAGGAUGGUGGAAAUUACACGUGCGUUGGCCGAAGUCACGCUAUAGCACAGGAUAAAAAAUCUGUCAAUGUAUUUGUUUACUGUAAGUAUUUACCCAGAGUAGAAUGCAAUUUCGUCUGA